This is a messenger RNA of Mangifera indica (mango), 2447 nucleotides long. RefSeq names its product protein ESMERALDA 1-like. Lineage: Eukaryota; Viridiplantae; Streptophyta; Magnoliopsida; Sapindales; Anacardiaceae. The record is from RefSeq and is a predicted model, not a curated record. The transcript is spliced from 10 exons. The coding region runs from base 250 to 1932 and encodes 560 amino acids.
AAAUAUACUUUGCUUGUACAACUCUUCCAUCAUCCCUGCCUUAAAUCACGUGCCUUUCCUCCUCCUUCUCCUCUCUCUCUCUGACUCUCGCUGUUCGAAUCACACUACAAACGGAAAACCAGAGAGAGAAAGAAGAAGAAUAAGACCCCAAAGUCAAAAAUUCAAAACCUCUGCUUCUUCACUUUUCUAUAAUGUAGAAAAAAAAGUAAUAAGAAACAAACGAAACAAAUUAACAGCGAAAACAAAUCAAUGCACGCUUACAAUCGACUGCCCAGCAGCGGUCACACCACUCCGUCACCUCCCUCGUCGCCGUUAAGGUCGCCUAGAUACCGUCACGGCCGUUCCAAGGGGGGGCGUUUUUCUCCCGUUGGUCCGCCGUGUGUGGGGAAUUUGCCCCACCGGUUGGCUUGGCUUCUUUUGUCUGUUCUUCUUCGUCGUCAGGGUAUCUUUUUAUUCGCGCCGCUUAUUUAUAUCUCUGGGAUGCUGCUUUACAUGGGAACGGUGUCGUUUGAUGUUGUUCCGAUUAUAAAACACCGGGCCGCUCCUGGUUCAGUUUACAGGAGUCCGCAGCUUUAUGCGAAGUUGAAGGUGGGAAUGGAUGCGGAUAAUUCUUCUGCUGAUGCGAUAUCAACUAUAUGGAAAACCUCCCAUAGAGGUGGAGACUGGAAACCAUGUAUAAAAAAGUCUUCAGGAGGUUUACCUGAAUCAAAUGGUUACAUCUCUGUUGAGGCUAAUGGUGGCUUAAAUCAGCAGAGGAUAUCGAUAUGCAAUGCUGUUGCUGUAGCAGGCUAUCUUAAUGCAACCCUUGUGAUUCCCCUAUUUCAUUAUCAUAGCAUUUGGAGAGAUCCUAGCAAUUUCAGUGAUAUUUAUGAUGAAGAUUAUUUUGUUAGUACCUUGCGAAAUGAUGUCCGGGUGGUUAAUACAAUUCCUGAAUACAUAAUGGAACGUUUUGGCCACAACAUGAGCAAUGUUUACAACUUCAAAGUAAAAGCGUGGUCACCUAUUCAGUACUAUAAGGAUGAAGUUCUCCCAAAGCUACUUGAAGAAAAAGUUAUAAGGAUUUCCCCUUUUGCAAAUCGUUUGUCAUUUGAUGCUCCUCCAGCUGUCCAACGACUUAGAUGCUUGGCAAAUUAUGAAGCUCUGAGGUUUGCAAGUCCUAUAUCAAAUUUAGGUGAUACAUUGGUGGCAAGAAUGAAAGAACGCAGUGUGAAGCAUGGUGGGAAAUACAUUUCUGUACAUCUACGCUUUGAGGAGGACAUGGUUGCUUUCUCAUGCUGUGUAUUUGAUGGCGGGGAGAAAGAAAAAGAAGACAUGGAAAAUGCAAGGGAAAGAGGUUGGAGAGGGAAAUUUACAAGAGCUGGUCGAGUUAUACGCCCCGGAGCUAUCAGGAUAAAUGGGAAAUGUCCGCUUACUCCUCUAGAGGUUGGCUUGAUGCUUAGGGGAAUGGGAUUCGAUAAAAGCACACAUAUUUAUUUGGCUUCUGGAAAGAUAUACAAUGCAGAGAGGACAAUGGCCCCGUUAUUGGAAAUGUUUCCAAAUCUGCUAACUAAAGAGACGCUGGCAUCAGAUGAGGAGCUUGCACCUUUUAAGAACUAUUCGUCCAGGAUGGCUGCUAUAGACUACACUGUUUGUCUCCACAGUGAGGUCUUUGUGACCACUCAGGGUGGAAACUUUCCUCAUUUUCUUAUGGGUCACAGAAGAUUCGUGUUUGGUGGACACUCUAAAACAAUCAGGCCAGACAAGCGAAAGUUAGCUAUACUUUUUGAUAAUCCAAAUAUUGGAUGGAAAAGUUUCAAACGGCAAAUGCUGAGUAUGCGGUCUCAAAGUGAUUCCAAGGGGUAUGAACUAAAAAGACGGAAUGACUCAACCUAUACCUUUCCAUGCCCAGAUUGCAUGUGCCGGACAAACAAAGCCCCCGAUUCAAAAUCAUGAUCUGCUAUGUUAUUCGUUGCGAGAGAAUUUUGAUGGGUGAUUUCACGCCUAUAAUUUUGUAAGAUGUCCUUGCUGCUGACCCCCUCUUUGUGUUGUAUUCUUUCAUUUUUUUCCCCUUUCCAUUUUGGCAAGAGGGCAUACACUUAAGUUUUGGGAGCAUUGACGAUUCAUUGGAGGUUACAUUCAUCUGAUUAUUUUCCGGGAUUGCGAUGAAGAUAAGCUGCAUCUUUUUUGUAUAUUAUGCCAGAGAAGAAGAGCAAUGCCAGAAAUUCCUCGGGACAUUGAUUAACUGAGCAUUCUUUUUCAUAUUUGUUAUUGCAGCUGCUGUAUCUAACAAGCUGUGAUGUGAAAUGACACCAAAUUCUUUCAGAACCCAGUUGUUUUUCCAUGGAUGUAAAUUUCUUGGUACUUGAUUUGCUUGUGUAGAAAAACUUUAGAAACAGAAUAUACAGAUUUGAUGUACUUUUUUUUAAAAUCAGAAAUCAGUGUAUCGAUUUUGAUUCUUUUGUGUAUCA